AUCUUACUUCACUUUUGUAUUGAACGUACCGAGAGAGGGCAGCACUUUCUUGUUGUAAACGUAUGUGUUAUGGUUGUCGGUUGGAAUGUAUUCGUUUGGAAUAUAAUUGCCAUUUAUACGUAUUUUGUGACUAAAAUACUGUAUUAAACGUUUUUGACUGUUAUGUGAGGCUUUGGAAAUCCUCACAAGGAAACGUGAAGUGAUUCCUGUGAAAUAACCUGGUUAUUUGUGAGAACGGAUUUGAGCAAGCAGCGAGGUGGAUAGAAGCGAAACUCAGUGCAAAUCGUUUGGACCCCAAGUGCUCUUUCAACUUUCAUAACAUUGUGUAUUAGUUCUUAUUUUAACCAUUCGUUUGAUAGUAUUGCAUGAUAAUUGUAAUGAUGAAGGGUGACGUUUGUCCCAAACAAAGUGCUCUGUAGUAAAUUGGGAACUCCGUAUUCCGUAGAAAACGACAAGCCGACACGCUUUUGAUGUUCGCCGUGUAUACUCCGAAAAUUAGCGCUGGUUGUUUAUAAAAGUUGUAUUAUUCUGCCUGCUUGUCACAUCUCAGGGAAACUGAAACUAUUGUUUGUGAAUAUUAUUGCAAUUUAAAUUAGCUGAAUACGUAUUUUCGCUUGGAAUAUACCGAAAAGUCGAAGCUUGUAUACAUAACCUAAAAAUGGAGAAGGGAGCCGGGAACGAAAAUGCUCCUAAAGGGGUAAGCGACACUACUGGAGAUUUAAAAGAAUCUAGUGUUGUUUCUAAUUCAAAAGUAGAAGAGCCGAGUGCUAAGACUGAAGAGGCGAAGAAAGAAAAUGGAAUUGAGAAGACCCCGGGAGUAACUGAAACGAAUAUCAAAAUCGACAAGGAAGAAAACGGAAUUGAUGAGAAGACUUCUGGAGAAAUUCCAACUAAAACGACUAAAAAUGUUGAUAUGACCGUGUUUGUAGGCAAAUUGAGUGACAGGGUUACACCAGAUGAACUGAAAAAAUUCUUUACUAAGGAAACAAAAUCUGAGGAAGCAGAAGUAUUGGAUGUGAGCAUGCCAUGGAAAGUAGUGAAGAAAUCUAAGAAACUGGGAAUUGCAUUUGUGGACUUUGCAAAUAAACGAGCAUAUGAGGUGGCUUUGACCUUGAAUAAUGCUCCACUUCAUGGUCAGAAUAUAAUAGUCUUACCUGCUACCGAUACACAUCAGGGCCUGUUGCUUAUGGAUGGUGCAGAGGGGGAAGCUAAGGAUGGGGAAGGGGAAGGAAAAACAAAGAAUGCUUAUGUCCCUGUAUACAAGAAGAGUGAUCAUGUGGCUUACAUUAAAAAUCUUCCUCAUGGAGUGACUGAGGAUGAUGUAUUGGCCUUCUUCAAAUUUACUAGAGAAGAUAUUGUAGAUAUCGCCAUUCCUAUUCCCUUCAAAGCCAAGCGCAAUGCUAAACGGCCAGUUAGAGCUAUAAUUGCCUUCCCUACUGAUGAAGGCUUACAGGCAAACCGGGAAGUAGUUGUGGAAAGACAUCAGAUGGUAUCAAAGGUAGCAGUGGGAGAAAAGCGUUCUGCAAAUGAUACAAAUGAGACAACUUCUCCAGAAAAGCAUCCCAAAACAACCGAUGGUUCAACUAUGGAAUUGGAUUUGUUUGUGAAACACAUACCGAGGGAAGCUUCUGAUCGCCAGAUAAAAGAUUUCUUUGCUUCUGUUGGUGCAACAGUUACAAAGGUGAACCUGUUUUCUGAAAGUAUUACAGGAUCCACUCGUGGUAUGGGCUUCGUGUCCAUGGCUGACAAGGAGUCUGUGCAGAAAGGGCUGUCACUGGAUUGUAAAAGAUUUUACAAGAACAAAGUUCGUGUCUCGGUUCGCCGUGACCGCGAGCACUUGGAUCGUCCUGAUAAGGGAGAAGUUCUUCCCAAUUUUAGCACAUUCAUUGCUAAUAUACCUAUAAAAGAGAAGGUUGAUAUACUGAAGCAAGCACUAACAAAACAUUUUGAAGCCGCUAAUUGUGUUGUGAAAACACUACAUUUUCCUUUAGCCACCAAUAAACUCAAUAAUAAAGGAUAUGCUUUUAUUGUGUUUGAAAAUGAAGAUUCUCUGAAGAAAGGACAAAGUCUUGACAAUACAGAGGUGCAACUUGGCAACAAUAAAGUGACAAUUCAGGUGUCAGAUCGCUGGCCAGAAAAUCCUGAGUCUGUUGGAGACAAGGCAAGAGAAACCAGUGCUCAUCGUGGUGCUCCUAACUCUUUAUCAGAGCCUCCAGGAAGUGGCAAGCAACGUAAACGCAAGAAAGGGCUUCCACCAAUGGGUGGUCCACAGGGACUUCCAGGGCCACAUGGACUUGGGCCUCAUGGGUUGCAUGGACCUCCAGGUCCCAGAGGACCUCUUGGACCACAUGGCCCAUUUGGUCCCCGUGGACCUCCUGGUCCCAUGGGUCCCAUGGGUCCCAUGGGUCCAAGAGAUAUGGGCCCACCGAAUCGUUGGGAUGGCCCACCAGAUUUUCAAGGUGAUGGACCAGAGUUUGGCCCAUAUGGCCCUGAAUAUCAAGAUUAUCUAGAGUAUCUUGAAUAUCGAGAUUACGUAGCAAUGAGGAAAGCCUUUGAUGAGAGGCGAGAACUGGCAGAGUUUAGAGCUCGUUAUCGUGCAGAACGAGAAGAUGAUUUUAUGCCACCACCACAACAAGCAAUGCAACCACCUUUGCCUCCUCCUCCACCUUCAUCGAAUCAAGGACCUAUGGGAUCAGGUGGUUAUUCCCGUCCUCCCAGUGGACUUCAUAAGGAAGCACGUUUAGAUGAUGGUUAUAGAGGAUCAUCAUAUCCCGGUGGUGGCCCAAGGGAUCGUGGUGGUUUUGAUGAUGGCCCUUCAGGAUCUGCCAAUCGUUCAAGAGAAUAUCGUGAUUUUGAUUAUUCAAGUUCUCGUGGGGGUGCUGGUGAUGGAUUUUCAAACUCUGGUUCAGGACCUGGUGGCUAUGGCGGCGGUGGCAGCGGUGGUGGUGGCGGCGGUGGUGGCAGCGGCGGCGGAGGCGGUGCUAAUAGCAGUGGCUUUUUAGCAUCAGAUCAGCGUGGUUCUGGUGGUUACAACUACUCAGACAGCUUUACAUCAAGUCUCAAUAGCAGCCGAUAUCAGACUGCUGCAGAUUCUACAUUCUCACGUAGUCGCUUGCUUGAUAAUAGUGGUGCAAGCUCUAGUGCUCUCGGUUUCUCUCGUGACAGUAGCACCACAUACCGGGAUUCAGCAAAUGGUCUUGAUACAUCCACUCGGGGAGGUGGGCUAUCAAAUUAUAGUUCAGGCUAUCCAAGUGGAGGAGGAAGUGGAGGUGGUUAUUCUGGUGCUUCUGGGUCCUCAAAUUUGCGCUCUUCAGCUCUUGGUUCUGGAAGAUCCCAAUAUGGUCAUAUGUCACACUCAGGACUUGACAGAGGCUCUACAUCAUAUGGUGGUGGAAUGGGGGAAAGUUCUGGAUUUGGUGGUUCAGGCAGUGGCUCCUAUUCUGGACCAGAUCAGCGAUUUUCUUACAUGUCAGGUUCAUCUUUACCUCCCCUUCAGGGAGAUCGGCAUCGUUAUGGUGGUUACCCUAUGUCAUCAGAGCCUCCCGAUCAGUUCAGAAAAGGCUCUCAAUAUGAUAAAUCAGAUUCUGGCCCUAGAUUAGGGCCAGUAGGUAUGGCUGGUAACUCUGGGUAUGAUGGAUACUCAGGAAUGAGUGGAUAUCGUGCUGGCUGAUGACAAAGGUGAAUUAAUUUUGGAAUUAGGUAGUAAGAGAAACAAGGGCGUUAGCAUCUUGAGCAUCUAGCGUAUCACGGCCACAAGAAACUUUAGGAGAUAUUUAGUUUCUUUUUAUUGUAGUUUUGAUGCAAUGAUGUAUUCCAAAAUUAAUCAAAUGUACAAAAAUAACUGUGGCCAAAUUUGUUUUUGUUUCUUUUUUUUUUUUUUUUUUUUUAAAAAAUUUUAUAUUUUUUUCUUUUUAAUUAUUUGAGAGACCAGUGUAAAAUACCUCAAUUUAUAGGCUGAUAAUGGCAUGUGACCAAAACUUUGGUAAUAUUUUAUCUUUUUGGUGGUAGCACAGUUUAUCUUAAUAAGUUAUGUAAAUAAUAAUAAUAAUAUUUACAAUAUGAAUCUUAGUAAUUAUAUGUGACGUAUUACAUUUGAAAGUAGUUAUCUAGAUGUAUAUUCCUCUUGUUUUCAUAACCACCAGUCCAAAUUGAUUGCCCUGAAGAGACUGCUGUUAUCAUGCACUUGAUUCUCAUACAACACACAUCAUAGUGUGCAAUGCAAAUAAUUACCUUAAAUUUUUAGUGGAGGACAUUUUGCAUUUUGUAAUUAUUAAUUACAAAAUAUAUGGCUGUAUAUAAUGUGUUCUGAAAUAAAUAUUCAUUUAUAUUAUAUUGAAAUAUAUUGAUAAUUUUCAUAUAGAAAUCAUAAUUUUAAAAGUUUGUGACAUUAAUAUUUUAGUUACUAAGAAAAUGUACACAAUUGAUGUGUGUUUCUAAUUUAAAUAAUAAUAUAUUUUAAUAUUUGGACCAGUCUCAUGUUAGCAAAAUUUGCUUGACACAUAAUGAUAAUACACACAUCAUUAUACUGUUCUGAAAGAAAGAAAGAAAUGGGUUCUCUACUAAUUACGAAGUUUUUUUUUCUUCUUUUUUUCCCCCUACGUGUUUUUUAUUAUUAUAUAUAUUAUUUUUAUUUAGUAGAUCUGAGUUCUGAGUUGCAUCAACAUGACAUUGCUGACAAAAUCGCAGACUUGGUUGUGUACAACCCUUAACUAGAAAUUUGUGAAGAGAUGUUGUUUGAUAUUUACUCAAUCUAUGCACUAUUCAAUAAAUAUGAACUAUCGUGUAGCAUAACCUUCAACUAUCAUAUUGCAAAGUUGAACAUGUCUUUUGAAAAAACAUCAACCUUUUACUUGUGUUUUAGAGUAAAGGACCAUCAAAUAUUUCUUAAAUGUGAUUUAUGAACUUUCUUCCCCUAAUUAUGAAGUAUUGUGUGACCAAGUGGAAAACAUAACUGUGGCCUUUUUUAUUACAUCAUCUUUAGUCACUUCAUUAUACUGUAAUCAUUUAUAAUUAUUAUUUAACAGCUUACAGAUUAAUUAUUGAUGUCUUUGAUAGUAUCAGAAAUAAAAUGAUUUUAAGAAAUGACUACAUUAUAUUUGUUUAGGGUUUCUAAAAGGAAAAAUCUAAUAACAAGAAAUAGUUUAGAGUAAAAACGUCAUGAAAUGGCAAGUGAGAAUUAUACCUUGACAGAGUAGUUUCAUUUAAAUCAGGGGUGUCCAAUUUCCAAGGUUACAAGGACUACAAAUAAAACUUUUAAUAUGAUUGUGGGCCAUGUUUUCAUUACUUAUGCGAUCCACACCUCACUUCCCUGUAAUGAUCUAGAUCUGGACAAUUAUUCCGGCAGCUCUGAAAUGGGGAUGGAAGGAAUGCAACCAUGCAUGAUGUCAUGCCAUACCAAGCAUAAGACAAUUAACUAGAAAAAAUUCCAUAAGUCCAAACUUCACCUAUUUUUACAUUAAUUGUGGUGUGGACCCUGGCAGGGAAUAUGUGGUAGGCACUUAAUGAUCUCGCACCUGACAAGGUUGUGCAGGACUGACUUUCAAGUAAUAACCUUCUGCAAACCACAAUAAAUGGCAUUGCAGGUCACACGCUGCCCCGCGAGCCACUAGUUGGACCACCCUGAUUUAAGUUGUGGAAUGUAAUCUUGUUUUUCUUAUUCUUAUACCCACUCUUCUGCAAGUAAGUCUCUAGAAUAAUUUUCAAUUCUUACUAAAAAUUGAGAUAAUGUAUUUAAAUAAAGUACCUUGAGGACAUAUUGAUGAGGUGUGAUAGGUUUUGGCUGAGUAGCAUCUCAUUAAUGUACCCUCAUAAUUAUUUUUUUAAUUAAAUGCUGAAUGGUUGCUUGAAUGUGUAGGUCACAAGGUGGUGUAAUUAGCUCACAAGGACAAAAGACUAAGUGUGUAAUAGAAUUCCAAUCAUUUAAUUUGAUUUAAGUAAUCUGCAUACAAUUAGUUUGAUUUCUAGUGUGUUAUAUGUACUAACAUUUUGUGUGUGUGUGGGCAAACGAAAUAGUAAAUAUUACUUGAAAAUAUUUAUUUCAAAUCAUUCCCUGAAUAUAGCUUUCCGAUGUCUGAAUAAAAUUAAUCAUGAAACUUAUUUGCUCAAUAGUGAAGGAAUUCAUUUGGUUUUCUUUACUUCGACAGUAUUAUUAUUUAUAACUUCUUACAACUUUUCCAGUAUUGUUUUAAAUAUGGUUUCAUUUUGCUUUUAUAAUUCCGGAUUUCCAUGGACAUGAUUUGUGAGAGUGGGAAUUGAGUAGGUGAAUUAAAACGAUCUGCAGUUCCUUUUAUCAUGAGGGGUCAAUACACUUAUAUCUUCAGUUGAACAAGUAUGACAUGGUUUGAAGAAAGUUAAUUGUUUACAAGUAUGAUAUUUUAUCUCGAUGCUAGUUGUAGAUAACAUUUUCAUGAUAGCAGUGCAUUGAAAGGUAUUUGAGUUUACAUGAGAACAACUGCAAAAAUUCCAUUAUAAAUUAUAUAUAAUAUUCAACCAAAUUUAUUUACAUAUCAUCACUUUGAAGUUCUGCAAAACUUAAUAAACCCAAGGAGUUUUCAUCUUCAAAUCUAUUAGCUUUAUUUGAAUUGUGGGUUGUUAUUGAACCUCUAAAUUUAUGGUAUUUAGAUUCAUCUUGUUAACAUGCACCAAUCCUGUUAGCAUGAAAAAUAAAUGUGAACUUGUGAAGUAAAGAAUGAGUGUGUCGAUUUUCUUAUAAUUAUAGGUUUACAUUAUCUUUUGCAAGAAUUUCAAGUGAAUGUAUUCUUAAGAUUGUUUAUUUGUUAUUUUUGUCUUUACUUUGUUAAAGUAGCUGUAAUUUUAUUGACAGAAUAAUGUAAACAUUCAGGGAUAGAUACAGGUAAUAUUUCUUUAUAUAUCUUAAAUACUUUGAGAGAAGUUCUUAAUUGCAACAUUUAUUUUUGAGGGAGACAUUCCUGCAUAAAUCCCUGCAUCCAUGCAUUCGCAGAAAAAGAAAAUAUUGGUUUCUAUUAGACGUGUAACUGAUCAUAUGCCACAAAAGUUAAAUAUUAAAUGUUGCAAAUGUAAUUAAUAACUCUUUACUUCUUGCUAAUCAUUUUUAAUUGAAUCAUGAUUCCACUCUCUGCUUCAGGAUUUGUGUACUUUUUCAUCUGUGUUUU
Gryllus bimaculatus (two-spotted cricket) is the source of this 7133-nucleotide messenger RNA. NCBI's taxonomy places the organism in Eukaryota, Metazoa, Arthropoda, Insecta, Orthoptera, Gryllidae. The record is from the annotation of a GenBank genome assembly.